AUGGGUUUCAGCUUCGCUUUUGACGAUGAAGAUAUAGAAAACGAGGAUAAAGGAAAUCAGAAACAACAAAAUUCCACUGAGCAGGUGAUUAAUCCACUUGACAAAACUCAUGACCAAGGUAUAGAAGCAUCAUCAUUAAAUCUCAAAGAAAUACUAGAAACAUUAUUGGAUGUGCCCUUAACUUUCUCUGAAGCUUUUUCAAAAAUAUAUAAAAGAGAACUUUUCGAUGUCAAGCACCAACUCAUGCUUGAAGAUGAUAAUAUCUAUAAUGAAAACUUGGAGGAUACUUUGAUGGGUAACGAUGAUUUGAAGAAAUAUAUUUACGAAGGUGGAUUGAAAACUUGGGAAUGUUCUGUUGACUUGAUAAUUCAUUUACAAAGCUUAUCAGGUGAAUUUUUUGAAGUUAGUCAAAUUAUUGAGCUAGGCAGUGGAACUUCUCUUCCAAGUUGCUUUUUGUUCAAAGAAUGCUUGACCCAGAGCAGGCCAAUGCGAUUUGUGCUUUCUGACUAUAAUAAAUCUGUGUUAAGAUUAGUGACUGUUCCAAAUUUAGUAAUUAAUUGGUUCACCUCUUUGGAUCUUGAAUCCAAGCAGGAGUUGAAAAAGUCUUUUAAAAUCAAUGCCGACAUAGAUGCAGAAUUGCAGAUAACAAGAGAGCUUAUUGAUAAAUUUUUUGAAGAUUUGGAUAAAAAAAGUAUUGAAGUGCAAAUAUUAAGCGGAUCUUGGGGUAGAGAUUUCUUGAAUUACAUUGACGUGUCUCGCAAAUCAUUGACUCUUACAUCAGAAACCAUAUAUUCACCAGACAUUGUCCCGACAAUAUCAGAAAUCUUGAUUGAACUUCUGAAGAGUGGCAAAUGCGUGGUAGCUGCUAAGGAUAUAUAUUUUGGUGUUGGUGGUACAGUUCUUGGGUUCUUGGAGUACUUGAAUGGUAGAAUCAACAAUGAUAAAUUGGGGUUGAAAUAUGAAUUGAAAAGAAUCGCAACCGGAGGAUUGAAUAGAUCUUUAAUUACAAUUACGAAUUGA
Saccharomycopsis crataegensis is the source of this 1020-nucleotide messenger RNA. It is a transcript of the gene HPM1, whose product is annotated as protein-histidine N-methyltransferase. The transcript has a single exon. Gene Ontology annotation, biological process: peptidyl-histidine methylation, to form tele-methylhistidine. Bases 1 to 1020 code for a protein of 339 amino acids. Gene Ontology annotation, molecular function: protein-L-histidine N-tele-methyltransferase activity. The record is from RefSeq and is a predicted model, not a curated record. Lineage: Eukaryota; Fungi; Ascomycota; Saccharomycetes; Ascoideales; Saccharomycopsidaceae.